Messenger RNA from Chiloscyllium plagiosum (whitespotted bambooshark), 8478 nucleotides. RefSeq names its product N-acetylglutamate synthase (gene nags). Lineage: Eukaryota; Metazoa; Chordata; Chondrichthyes; Orectolobiformes; Hemiscylliidae. Gene Ontology annotation, cellular component: cytoplasm; mitochondrial matrix. Gene Ontology annotation, molecular function: L-glutamate N-acetyltransferase activity, acting on acetyl-CoA as donor; acetylglutamate kinase activity. Gene Ontology annotation, biological process: L-arginine biosynthetic process; glutamate metabolic process. The record is from RefSeq and is a predicted model, not a curated record.
UGGAACGAGUCAGCCAAGUAAAAUCUUGUUUCUUUCUAUCAGAUGAUGGGUCAAUCAUAACAAAAACUAGUGAUGGUAGUUUCUGGUCUGCCCAAACAUGCAGUGAGUGCCUUUUGCAGCCCCUCUGGUGUUUGUACAAAGUAGCCUGCUGGAGGGUAGGGUAGGUGUGUGUCGAGCUGUUCCUGUACCAGGAGUGAUGUUUUGUUUGGGGAGAGAGAGAGAGAGAGCUGACGCUGGGAGAUGGGCGGACAGGAAUCGCAGUGAUUGACAGCACCGUCUGAGUUACUGCUCAGUUUCGGCAGGGACACUGGCUCAGUUUCAGUGCUGCGGGGAUCCCAAGGAGCAGCCCAUGGCGACAGCGAGCUCGGCGUCAGCCGGCACCAGGGCAGUGGCCAAAGCCGGUCAGUUGCUGUCGUGCCGGCGUGUCCUGGGCUCCCCGUCGGUGCCGGGGGUCCGCCGCCUGAGCGCGGUCAAAGCCAGCGGCCACAGCCGCUCGCGGAACACGCCGGGGCCGGAGACGGAUCGCUCGGUGCCGCUGGUCAGUCACCACCGGGCCACCCGCUCGCUCGUCUACCGGGACGUCAAGCUGUUCCUGAACGAGAUCGGCGCCGAUCCCCGGGAAGCCCGGUACUGGCUCACCCAGUUCCAGAACGCCAGCAGCAGCGGCAACAACAAACUCUUCGCCGUGGUGGAGGUGGACGAAGAGGUCUUUUACUCGAAAGAGAUGGUAUCCAGUCUGGCGUUCGGCCUGGCAUUCCUACAGCGAAUGGACAUGAAACCUGUGGUUGUGAUAGGAUUUUCAUGUCAGCAGGCUGGAGAGCGAUCCGAUUCAUUCACUGAAACCAAAUCCUUAUUACUCAGGAAUUGCAGGAUCCUAACUGAUGCACUGCAUAGGAAUUCAGCUGUCAUCAUGCCAUUUUUUAAUGGAGGUUCCUUACUGAGAGCAGAGGAGUCUUCGUCUCACAACAGUUUUGGGAACGUAAUUUCGGUGGAGCAAGAUCUGUUAAAUUGGAGCCUGGAGUCUGGCCACAUUCCUAUCAUCUGCUCUGUGGGAGAGACCUCUGAUGGACAAUUAGUGCUUCUAAAUUCCUUGGGUGUCACAGCAACAAUUGCCAAGUUAAUGCAACCCCUGAAAGUGUUGUUUCUGAACAAUUCUGGAGGUCUUCAGGACUAUGACAGAAAGUUUCGUCGUUCUCAAAGCGCCGCUUCAAGUGCCAAUGGGCGUUUUCAACAUCGAAUCUCUCUUGGUACCAGAUGUGGGGAGAACCUUCAGGUUCUGGGACAGAUCAAUCUUCCAUCUGAUCUAGAUCUUCUUUCAAAUGCCAACUGGAUUAGUGAAAAAGAGGAAGAGAAAGCAAAAGUGAUCAUGGAUCUCCUCAAUCACAUACCAUCAGAAUCAUCUGCUGUCAUCACUUCUGCCAACACCAUACUCACAGAGCUCUUCAGUCACAGAGGAGCUGGGACAUUAUUCAAAAAUGCUGAACCCAUCCGCAGAUACACAAGUCUUGAUGAAAUAGACACAACCCGUCUAAUAUCACUCAUAAAUAAAUCUUUCGGAAAAGAUCUACACAAGGACUAUAUCUCACUACUGAAUCCCAGGCUACAUUCUAUUUAUUUAUCAGAAGGGUACAGCGCUGCUGCAAUUAUCACCAGAGAGCCUGUCCUGAAUGGAAUGCCAUAUCUUGACAAGUUUGUGGUCAGUACAAAUAAACGUGGCCAAGGUACCAGCCUAAUGCUUUGGGAAUGUAUUCGGCAGGAUUUUGACUCUCUGUUCUGGAGAUCAAGAGCGACAAACAGAAUCAAUCCCUGGUAUUUCAAACAGUGCGAUGGAAGCUUUACAACUGGAGAGUGGAUUGUCUUUUGGUAUGGGCUAUCUAAUAUGCGUGACUCUUAUGAACUCGUGGACCAUGCAGAAAGUUUACCUGAUUCAUUUAUACAACCAAAUCAGCCUCUAAACCAGCCAUCAUCUCCUACAGAAAACUCAAACUAAAUCUCAGCACUUUCUGUGCUAGGUUUUCUUUGUCAUCUGAAUCUGAAAAAUUGCUGCUCUAAAGUUAGAUUUGCCUUAGUUUACUUCUUUGGCAUACCCAGUCAUUCUGAAUGCCUCAUCCUUUUUAAUCUGUUGAGUGGGAUUGGUUGCCUACAAAUUCUAUUAUACUAAAAGAGUGAAAAAUUCUAUUUUUAUUAGCACAAGGCUAGUAAAAUCAAAAUUAAUGAGAAUUUCAAAAACAAUUACCAUUUUAAAAUCAACUACAUUUCUGUCUUCUACAAAAUAUUUGUUGUAAAUGAUAACAAUGAUUGUUAAGGUUGUUUUUACUAAAACUGAGCAGAGAGAUGCACAGGCAAGCUUGCUCAAAGACUUAUCAAACAAGCUGUGCCAUCAUCCCCCAUUUGGAAACGUCCAAGAGCAGAACAAUGGACCUCUCAAUGAUGCAUAUGAUUUCCAUUGACUCAGAGGAAGGUUGCACACAAAGUGCAGUCUGUUAGCUAAAACAGGUUGCCACUCAUAGCCGAACUGAGGAGAAUGUGUCUGAUGAGAACAAUUGUCUUGAAUGAGAUAUAAGAAGCUAGAUCUACUGUGUAGAAACCUCCAAGAGGGAGUUAACUUCAAAUUGAAUUAUGUAAAGAUUCUUGUGGCCAGUGAUUCUGAAUUCCUUGCAUAAAAUCCACGAGAAAGUUUUUUUUUAAAUGGUAGCUUAAUAACCUGGAAGGAAAAUAUAUCUGUAUAGUGUGCGUUUCAAGUGUGGCUUUCUUCAAUGGUGUAAAUGAGGAAUGCAAAUCACAUUGGUAGCAGUACAUACCCCCCUUGGAAUGGUAGAAUAGUGGUUGAUUAUUUACCUGAAUUGUAAUCCAGAACAUUGAACAAAUAAUCCAAAACCAUGAGUUCAAAUCCCACAAUGAUAACAUGAAAUUGUUAAUAAAUGAAUCAAGAAUGAAAAAGUUGAAUCAGAAAUUAGGGCAAUGUAAUGACUAGCCUUUGUAAAAGCCUAUCUAGUUUACUGCUAUUCUGGAAGAAAGGAUUUUUGCCAAUCUUAGUUUGUACUUGACCUUUCAGUCUUGGCAAUGCAACUUAACUGACCUCUGAAAUGGUUGAGCUGGGCAUUUUGUUAAGGACAGUCAGGGAUGGCAAACAAAUUCUUCCUUGUCAGCAGCGUCCAAGUGCUCUGACUGAAUUAAAAAUCAUGUAAAGAGCAGCGAGAAAAUGACAGGAUUGUAUCACUCCUAAAAGAAUUAGCUAAAAACUAAGCACGUAAUUAGAGCUCUACACCUAUUGUUUGAGAGUCAACCAUGCUAUUUAAUUUGACAGUUAUUUUAGAACUGAAAAAGACUCCGUUAGCAGUUCCUGGAAGGCAAUCGUAGAGUAUACUACAAUAAAAGCAAUUUGUAUUGCAGAAACUCAGUAGAACUGCAAGAAUAAGUGAAAGGAGAAACAGUUAAUAUUUGAGGCCAUUCAGCUCGUCAGGUCCAUGUCUCGACCAAUUCAGCUAAUCCCACCUGUACCUUUGCCCCACAGUAGUACUGCAAUUAUUUUAUCUUCCCAUCACCAUUGGGUUCUUAUACCAGUCACCUUCAAUUGGUGUUCUCUGCUGCUCAACAGUUUUCUUCUGUCUACUUGUCAAGACCACAAAAUUUUGAGCACCUCUAUCAAACCAUCUCUGCGUCAUUUCUCGUCAAAGGAGAACAAACCUAGCUUCUUGUAGGAUGCAUUAGAUCCUCUCAAUUCUGGAACCGUUCUUGCAAAUCGGUUCUGCCUGUUCAUCCUUCCUCAAACAAGGUGCCCCAGAAUUGGACACAUUACUCCUGUUGAGGCUGAGCCAGAUUCAUCACUAAAUUCCUUGCUUUUUAAUCUAUAUUCCUCUACUUAUAAACCCUAAGAUCCCAUCUGCUUUUUGAGCCUUGGUGCAGGGUGCUAUUGACCACAUGCACAUCACUUUCAAUGUGCCAUGCAUCAGUGUCAUGCUGGUCAAAAUGGGAUUCAUUCCCCUCCACCUCCACAUGGCACAUGGUCAUUGAUUGUGUUACAUCUGGCAAUAACCAUAAAAGCUUCAUUCUGCAGCAGUCAGCCUACAAAUGAGUCACCGAAGCAACUCAAAAAGCAAUUGUUGGAUGACAAGGGCUUUUAUUUUUACUUAAAUUAGCAGACAGCACCCGGUUUGUGUGCUACCUGCAAUUGUCCCAGCAAAGGGUUAUUGUUCAUUUUCAGCCCCUAUCCAAAUUUAGCCAAUAACAUAAUCAGCAUUAUCUUUUGAGAUAUUUGUAUCUGGAAAGAAAUGUGAAGAAAACUAAUAAUGUAUAACUUACAUGUGAGAAUUGUAUCCACUAUUCAAGAUAUAUAUCUGUAAGCAGUCUGGGCUAUAGUUCAUAAUGGGUAUAGGUUAGAGAUUUUUAUUUAAUUAUACUAAUUUUCUUUCAGCAAUGGUUUCAUAUCCUAUCAUGGAUAUGCAGUGGUACUAAUAUGUAUCAUUUAUAAGUUCAUUUCAAGAUAAUUAGGAACUUGCCAAACUGUUCAAACAGACAAUCCUGUCCUAAUUGUAGACCGUAAGAGUGGAGCAGAAAUAAUACAUUCAGCCGCCUGAGUCUGCUCCACCAUUCAAUCACAGCUGAUAUGUUUCUCAAUAGUAGUAAGCCAAAGGUAGGGCUGGAAUUAAUGCAUCUCUGUCUUAGGUCUAGUGCACAUUUGUUUUUCUUUUCUCCAUUUGUACUUUGAGUAUUGAAUGCCUUCUUGACUCUGAAAGCUUUCAAAUUAAAACCUAUGUAUUUAUGAAACAAUUUGUUUUAAUCAAAGGAACAGAAAUGCCAAGACCCUCAAUCUGAUUGUCAUUGAAAUGUUAUCACAAAUUAUAACAAAGAAUUAACAGAUUACUUGUCAGUUCUGUGCUGGUGAGAGGUUUUAAAUUGUACUCUUUAUCUAACUCUUAUUAGAUGUGGACAAGGAUGAUGUCCAAAAAAAAAGCAAAUGUGGUUUUGCAUCAAUUCUCUCCAUUUUUAGGAGACUUUUUAUUCAUCAUGAAUGCUACCUCAGCGGAAAUCUUUACCCUGGGAGUAGGCAAAUAACAUUUUAGUAAUCCAUUUACUCAUAAAAGCAUUUGAAUAUUAAUGCUGAAUAUUAAUGUGGUAUUGGCAUAGUGAUAAUUUGUCACUACACUGAUGAUGGAAGGGUAAUUUUGUGAGGCUUUUCUUUUUCUAAUAAAGUUCCAGUCUACUGAGGCUGCGUGCUCAACUGAACGGACAAUUAAUUUUAUGAGGACGCAGUCCACUUAUACUCCAAGGAGUCUGACAUUAUGCUUACCAGUCUAUUCCUCCUUGGUUGAUUUUGUUUUGUUAAAAAACACAAAUGAGAUGUUAUUUUAAUAAUAUGAAAGAUGGGGUCAUGGCAUCAGAUGCCAUUAGGAUUUUCUAUCAAAAUGCUGAGUGUUUUCUCUACGGUGCAUCUCACUAAUACUUAAUUUAUAAAAACAGUUUGAAACUGCAGAAUGCUUCUGAGUCUCUAUUCCAAUUUCCCAGUCGCUUUAAAAGGAGUGUAUUCUUGACGGCCACUAUUUGUAGUGGAUUUGUAACUGGAUGGUGAAGGAACUGGAUGCAUUGAAGCUGCUGGACAGUUUCCAUAGUCUCAUUUAGGGUCAGUUCUUUGCACUUGGAAGAAUUAGCAUUGUGUUUUGUUUCAGAAGAGAAAAGGUUUAACAACAAUGUUAUUCUAAGUCAAUUCUAGUCACUGUAACAGUAUUUGAGAUGUUUGACCAGAACAUUUACUGAUAAACACAUUUCUCGAAAUCUAGAACACAGCCAAUGCUAUCCUGGAUCACCAGAUACUAAAGUCAACAUAAAAAAGGUCAUAAGUUGUAAAAUGAACCCGGUCUUAAAAAACAUUUACAGAGGUGAAAGAUAACUUCACUUAAAUAUUGACAGGGAUUAGAAUCUUAUGCCAAAUCUAAAAAAAAGCAAUACAAUUAAAUAACUGAGCCACCAGACCAAUGCAGCUUGUAGACAUCACCCCUAGGGUUCAGAUCACCCCCAAAAUGUCCAUUUUGUGAAAUAAGCAAGUGUUAUUCUGAUCAAAAACUGAAUAUAUUUUAUCUCAAUGUCUGUUUGUUUAUUUAGCUCAAUAGCAAAUCUAUUUUGUGAGGCAAUAUUUAAAAUGUUGUGUAAUGAGAAGGCCACAUGAGAUAAAUUUCCUUCAGUUUAAAUUAAGGCAUCCUUUAAAAUACAUAUACUAUGUAACCAAAGUCAACACACAGUCAUUGUGUAUUGCUCAGAAAAGGAUAUAUUUUGCUGAAACCUUUUGUCAUGCAUUCUUCAUGACAGUUCCAGGGGAACAACAUUUGUAUUAGAAGUGUGCUGAUGGUUGGCAAGUGGAUUGGUAUAGAUAUUGUCGAGAGUGGAAAAGUACAGCAGGUCAGGCAGCACCAGAGGAGCAAGAGAAGUGACAUUUCGGGUACAAGCCCUUCAUCAAGUAUAGAUAUUGCCAAAGAGAAUGCAUCAGUUAGAUAACAAGUGACAGCUUGCAAGUUUUAUUUAUAUUUAAAUAGGCAGGUUGACUCGGAUUAUCCUAAAGAAUUAACCAGAUUGCUGUUAGCUAUUUUGUUCAGUAUAAACAGGUGCAGUAUGUGUACUUGUCUUUCGGUCUGCAAGGAACAGGCUCCUGCAUAUCAAGGUAUGCAGUUUCCAGUACAGGCAAGUAUGUUAUACUGUGAGCCAGACUGAAUCUUAAAUUGGUUGACAAUGUAAUUCAUAACUCAUCUGGGAUUGUUUAACAAAUGCUGACAAAUCACAGAAUCACAUCUAAUGUUGGACAAUUUAGAUGUUUGCAAACAUGGGCUGCUGCUGCUAUUGCAUAGCAGCAGUGUACGACAGCUACUUUUACCGGUUAGUCGAAUUUAUGAGAUACCUUACCCUUCCGGAUAAUGAGAGUCUGGGCACUUUUCAAGUCCAAAGUGGCACUUGUGAGUUUGUACAAUGUUUGGCAUUCAAUGGAAAAAUAAUAUGAUUAAUAUAUACAUUUUCCAGUAAUGCUGAGAAAAUGGCUAUGCAUUGGAGCUCCUGCAGUUCCAUACAGCGCAACGUUGACCCUGUCAGCAAUCUUGUUAAGGCCCAAGCAUUUGCUCACUAUGCACACAAGGUGAAAUAGAGCACAUCAAAGCCAUUUGCAUAAUUUGUAGUGUGAAGUAGAAACAUAGGUGGUGAUCACCACUAACAGGACGCUGCCUUGAUGUCUCAAUGAUGUUCUGCCCAUUACACGAAUGAGGAAAGUGGCAUAUGAAUUUCACAGCUGGUGUGAUGCUAGGUUUGCAGGCCAUACGUCUGGAAAACUGCCAGACCAUACAAAAUAGCAUGUCACUUCGGUUGCUCACACCAGACAAAAGUACUGACCUUGCCUAACCAGCCUAUGAUUGCAAAACUCUGAAAAUAGUUCCCAACACUGGGAUUCUGCGCUUGGGCAAGAUUUUCUAAAUAAAAAGAAUGUGUAUACACAUUACACUAUUUCAAUUGAGCAAAGUAGUUGACAGCCAUACUGAUUCAUUCCUCAGGGCAAUGCCUUGACAAUUCAAAGUAAAGCUACCUGGUUUAAGUUUAAACAAAACUUGGCAGUUAACUGUCAGUCAUCAUCCAAUUUUUGCAUUCUUCAUCGCACAUCUCUACCAACUAAUCAAUAUGCUCUUCUCAGUAUGAAAAUGUUCAUAUUAUAUUGAUAUUCCCUCUUCAGGAAAAUUUGUAACAAAAUCAACAUGAAAUAUAAAAACUUUUGACUUUCUUUUGCUCUCAGCAAUACAAAAGUCAAUACAUUAAAAUGUAUAGUUAUAUUGGACAGCAUUUUUAAUUUAUGCAUGGAUCUCCAAGGAGCCAGAUUUUCCAUAGACUUCAAAAAUUGGUACUCUUGGUUUCCAAUAAUAAUGUAAACAUUGAACCAUCAGAUAAAGAAUUUAGCCACAUGGUCCCCAUCCUGUUCUGUGCAGAGUUAGUUGGUUUUACCCGUGUGGAGCUGUAACUGGUCAGAGUUAGGCAAUGAAGAAAUAACCAUAGGUUCCUGCUGCCAAUCACUAUCUAGUAACUCCUGUUGGCAAUGCAAGUUAGUGGAACCAGCAUUUAAUUGUCUUAGACACAGUGGAUGAAUAGUCUGUAGGACCUCAUUUACAAAUUACAGCAAUAAAUUGUAGCUAUUACUGCGUAUCUAACCAUACACAGUUUGCUACUUCUACAAAUCUACUUCUACUUCUGCAAUGCCACUCAUUUUACCCAAAUGUUUUCUUACCCCCUUUAAAAAUACUGAAUACUAAAAAACCAGAAUCAAUUCAGCAAGUACCUCAAUGUUUAGUGAAUAUCGGGUAUUGCUCAGAGUCUUAAAUGUACAUAUCUUGCUUUGAACAGUUUACUUAAAAGUGUGUGGUAUAAUCUCAACUUUAAUUAAUUUGGCUAACUUUAAACACUUGCUUUGUUUUUGAAAUAACAUACUUUAUCAAUAAAAAACUAGUGAGUAAUUUA